Messenger RNA from Polistes dominula (European paper wasp), 950 nucleotides. RefSeq lists its product as uncharacterized. Lineage: Eukaryota; Metazoa; Arthropoda; Insecta; Hymenoptera; Vespidae. The record is from RefSeq and is a predicted model, not a curated record.
UAAUAAAAAGAAGGACACAAAUAAAAAUACAAAAAUAAAAAUCAUGUCUCACUUAUCAACAAUAAUUAUUUUUGGACUGUGUACAUUGAGUUCAGUGGUAAUUGGUUUAAAUUUAAAUGCCACAAAAUGUGGCACAUUGUAUUGCACAAGUUUAGAAUAUUGUAGUGCAGUCGAUACUUUAUGCAGACCAUGUUCGACCAUUUGUAAUCCAGACGAUCGUAAUCAUCAACCUGAAGAUUGUCGGAGAGAUUGUCAAGAAUAUAUUUAUGAUCAACGAUACGCCCUUCGUAAGGAACUAAACCAGUAUGCACUUCGUGAGGAACUGAACCAGUACGAUCAGCUAAGAGGAGAAGUCGACAGACUACGUAUUUUGUUAAGCGUUACAUUAACGUUAACAUGUUUGGCAAUUAUGGUCAUUGUAUUUCUUCUAAUCAAAACUUUUAUAAGAUGCGACAAAAUUGGAAAUGCGAUACGUAACGUUUUCUCCAAAAAAUGGGUCAAGAAGGCAACUAACAACAACAAGGUACAGGACGACGUUGAAAAUGGUAAUGUAAAAAAUAAUAAUCCAAACAAUAAUCAAAAUAAUUUGAAAUUAACAAUGCCGACGAUAAGUGCGACCGUAUCUUCCUCGGAGGAUAAUUCAAACAGCAAUAGUACACCUAAUACAACUAGUACACCCUUAUCAAGGAGACAUCCUAGCGAGGAUACAACAUUAGAUUACGCUUAUGAUAAUCCUGCCAUGACACCGAGUCCUGAAGCUGCACAGCUUCGUACCAAACGUGAGAGUUCCUUUUAAAAUUAUUACCCAGAAAAAGAACAAUUUUACAUUAACAAAAGAAAUUCACGUUAGUUUUUUUGAACAACAACAAACAAAUUAGGAUGCAACAAAUGCAUAAUUACCAUUCGAAUUUUUCUAUAGGAAAUAUUUAAUUAUUUUUGUUUGUUUGUUU